This is a messenger RNA of Populus trichocarpa (black cottonwood), 1048 nucleotides long. Its product is annotated as vesicle-associated protein 4-2. Gene Ontology annotation, cellular component: plasma membrane; endoplasmic reticulum membrane. Gene Ontology annotation, biological process: endoplasmic reticulum membrane organization. The transcript is spliced from 7 exons. Lineage: Eukaryota; Viridiplantae; Streptophyta; Magnoliopsida; Malpighiales; Salicaceae. The coding region runs from base 57 to 866 and encodes 269 amino acids. The record is from RefSeq and is a predicted model, not a curated record.
ACUCAAAUUUUCCAUCUUUUAAGCAGAGAGUGAAAUGAAAGUUUAGUCUUUGCAAAAUGCCUUUUUGGCAAACAAGCACUGGCACUGGCACUGGCAAUGGCAAUGCCACUUCUUCUUCAACUAACACCACCACUUCUUCUUCUUCAACAUCUUCAAGUUCCAUGAGCAGUAAUAACAGUAAUGGCAACAAUGGUUGUCAGCAGAACCAAAGUAACCAGCUUGGAGAGACAAGAUCAAGUCUUUAUUAUUCAACAAAUGCAAUGUCUUUUGUUACCAAGUCUUUGUUGCCUACUAGAAGAAGACUCAGGCUCGAUCCUCCUAACAAGCUCUUCUUCCCUUAUGAACCAGGAAAACAGGUUAGGAGUGCCAUUGGCAUAAAAAACACUAGCAAGUCUCAUGUAGCUUUCAAGUUCCAAACAACUGCACCAAAGAGCUGUUACAUGCGUCCUCCCGGGGCUAUACUUGCACCUGGUGAAAGUCUUAUUGCAACUGUAUUCAAGUUUGUGGAGCCUCCAGAGAACAAUGAGAGACUACUGGAUCAGAAGAGCAGGGUAAAGUUCAAGAUCAUGAGCUUGAAAGUGAAAGGAGAAAUGGAAUAUGUUCCUGAGAUGUUUGAUGAGCAGAAGGAUCAAGUAGCAGUUGAGCAAAUUUUACGAGUUGUUUUUCUUGAUCCAGAAUGCCCUAGCCCUGCACUGGAAAAGCUUAAAAGACAACUGGCUGAGGCUGAAGCUGAGCUCGAAGCACGCAAGAAGCCUCCAGAAGAUGCAGGCCCCCGAGUUGUUGGCGAAGGACUUGUUAUAGAUGAGUGGAAAGAGCGGAGGGAAAGAUACCUGGCACGCCAGCAGGUUGAAGUUGAUUCUGUGUGAAGAUCCUGUUUCCUUGCAAGCACUUGUUUUUUCUUGAGCUGAGGUUUCCUUUAUUUUAAGCUUCUGUAUCUAUCUCUCAACCAAAACAAGAUUAUAUCUUCUCAGUAUCCGUCACUUACCCUACUUGUUUACUUUUUGUUUCUUAGGAUAUUUGAGCUUUAUAAUCAUUUUUAUAAUCAUUA